AUGGUCCCCGAGGUCCUCCUCGCCCUCCUCGGCGUCCCCGGGGAGGUCAUCGUCCUCGUCCCCGGGAGCGAGCUCCACGGCCCGGAGCGCUUCCGCGUGUCCCCGGAUCUCCCGUUCCUCGAGCCUCCCGAGCGCGCGUCGCUCGACCGACUCGUCUCGCUCGGGUACGCGUUCCGAUGCUUGGAGCGAUUCGUCGCGGACGAGGGCGAGUCCGGGGUGCUCGCCGCGGUCGGCGGCUCGUCGCGGUCGGACGGCGGCGGGAGUCUGUACCGAAGAGCGCUCGCGGCUGGCGUCGGCGAGGUUCUGUCGUCGUACGAGGCGGCGGUGCUUCGACUGGAGCAGGAUGUGCUGCGGGGGGCGACCCCCGCGCUGCCCGCGGCGUUGGAGAGCGCGCUGAGCUCGUUCGCGCUCGUGCUGCCGUCGCUGCGCGCGGUGUUGAGACCCGUGAUGGAGUCCGACGACCUUCGCGGCGCGGCGUUGCUGCACCACCUCCACGCCGCCGCUCUCGCCGCGGGCGCGCCGCAGCUCGAGUCCGCGCUCAGGGCGCUGCGGUCGCGGUGCUACCGCGCGCUGUACCAGCAGCUCCUGGCGUGGACCGUCCACGGCGCGCUCGUGGACCCCUUCGGCGAGUUUUGGGUGCGACGCGUCGACGGCGGCGGCGGCGACGGCGGCGUCGGCGCCUCCGACGACCCGUUCGACGGCGACGACGGCGGCGAGGACGAGUGGCACCGCGGGUUCCUCGUAUCGCUGGAGAACCUCCCGCCCGGGAUCGAGCUCCCGGCCGCGGAGGCGACGCUGUUUAUCGGCCGCGCGGUCAGGGUGCUGUCGAGCCCGCGCGGCGCGUUCGCCGGGAAGUCGCUGUUGCCGGCGGAAGUCGCGGCGGCGGCGACGGCGUCGCUUCGCGCGUUGGCGAAAAACGACGGCGAGUUCGACCGCGCGUCGUUCGAGCUCGUCCUCGAGACGAUCCGCGCGCCGAUCGCCGCGCGCCUGGGGCGGCUCGUCGUCGCGAACGCGAGGCUGCUCGACCACCUCGGCGCGCUGCGCGCGUAUUUCCUCCUCGGCCGCGGCGAUUUCUUUCAGACGUUUUUCGAGGAAGCCGCCGGGUUGUUGAGGGCGCCGCCGCGCUCGAGCACCGCGGAGGCGGACAUGGCGGCGCCGUUCGCGCAGGCGGCGCUGAAGUCGUCCGCGGUGAACGACCCGCUCGCGAGCCGGUUCAGGCUCAGAUUUAACCCCGCGGAGCGCGGCGGGGGCGACGACGACGUCGGCGCGAGCGCGCACUUCCAGCCGAGGCGCGCGGCGGCGGCGGCGGCGGCGACGACGACGAGCGGCGGCGGCGCCACCGCGCGCGUCCCGUCGUUCGACGGCUGGGACGGCCUCGAGCUCGACUACGCCGUCCCGUGGCCGCUCGGGCUGAUCCUCACGAAGAAUACGAUCGCGCGGUAUAACAAGCUGUUCCAGUACCUCCUCAGGCUCAAGCGCGCGCAGCUCGCGUUGGACGACGCGUGGUGCCGGGUUCAAGCCGACCACGUCUUCUACGGCGAGGGCGUUCGCGGAGGAAGCCGCGGACGCGGGCGAGGCGAGCGCGGCGGUGCGUUCGAGGCGUGCCAGCGCGUCAGGCACGACAUCGCGUUCUUGGUGAACAACUGGACGACGUACCUGCAGGUGGACGUCAUCGAGUCGCAGUUUCGACGCGCGGCGACGCGAAUCGCGGAGGCGCCGGAUGACUUCGCGGAGGCGCAGCGCGCGCACCGGAGCUUCCUCGCGGCGUGCACGGCGCAGAGUUUUCUCGACCUCGAGAGCGUGAGCGCGAUCAUCGAGAACAUCAUGCAGCUCGCGGGGGCGCUGUGCGCGGAGGUGAAGGGCCUGCCGCCGGACGGGAGCCCGCCGUCUCCGGAGACGAUGGUCGAGGUUGAUUCCAUCGGCGCCAAGUUCGCGCGGCAGGCGACCGGGUUGUACACGAUCCUGCGGUCGAACCGGCUCGCGAACGACCCGAAGGCGCCGUACUUGAGGUUGCUGCUGCUGCGGUUGAACUACAACGACUUCUUCUUCAGCGCGGCG
Messenger RNA from Micromonas pusilla CCMP1545, 2058 nucleotides. RefSeq lists its product as uncharacterized. The transcript has 4 exons. Gene Ontology annotation, biological process: microtubule nucleation; mitotic cell cycle; meiotic cell cycle. The annotation marks the transcript as partial. Gene Ontology annotation, cellular component: equatorial microtubule organizing center; centrosome; gamma-tubulin complex. NCBI's taxonomy places the organism in Eukaryota, Viridiplantae, Chlorophyta, Mamiellophyceae, Mamiellales, Mamiellaceae. The record is from RefSeq and is a predicted model, not a curated record. Gene Ontology annotation, molecular function: microtubule minus-end binding; gamma-tubulin binding.